AUGAUUGUCGUCAUGAGACAUUUUUCCAAAGGCAUUGCACCCGAUUCCUUAGAUGAUUACACCCAAAUGGGAGCAACCACUAUCUACUUUUAUGCUAAGAAGUUUAUGGAUGCAAUUAUUUGGAUUUAUGAUGGUCGAUACAUGCGUCAGCCUACCACUCAAGAUACAGAAAGUAUUUUGGCAGAAAAUGAAGCUCGAGGAUUUCCUGGAAUGGCGGUAGCUUCAUAUGAUAGAUGGAUCUGUCAUUUCUAUUUUGGGUUGGGUGGGCAGAAAAAUGACCUUAAUGUCUUGCUUACUUCGGGUUUGUUCGAUAGACAAAUUAAUGGUGUAGCACCUUAUUGUCAUUAUCAAAUCAAUGGCAGGAACUACGACAAGGGGUACUACCUAGGAGAUGAAGCAUAUCCUAUGUAUGGUUCCAUGGUGCAAGCAUACAAACCCACCGCAAACAAUAGAGAAUAUAUUUUCAAUUAA
This is a messenger RNA of Papaver somniferum (opium poppy), 471 nucleotides long. RefSeq lists its product as uncharacterized. Bases 1 to 471 code for a protein of 156 amino acids. The transcript has 2 exons. Lineage: Eukaryota; Viridiplantae; Streptophyta; Magnoliopsida; Ranunculales; Papaveraceae. The record is from RefSeq and is a predicted model, not a curated record.